UGAACUCAACAAAGAGUUACUAAAUGUGUGUGUUAUGACGUCUCUUAUUUUUUAAUUACCUAUUCCAAAGAGGUUCAGCACAAAUAAAACAAAUCCUUCGCAAAUAACUAGAGUAAAAAGGCAUCUCACUAAGCAUAAAGAUAAAACCCAACAAUCUGCGACCACGAAAUUACCAUUCUGAAGCUGAAGAAAAUUAAAGCUAAACGGUUAGGUUGGCAACGCUGCGAGAGCGAGACGCACGCAGCUAAACAACAAAGAAAGAGCGAGACGCAAGCUGGGCGGAGUUAACUUGUAACCAGUGUAUUUAGACCUUCCAUUGUCCGUUACGCUAAAGUAAUACAAGUCAGAAAGGAGAUUUUGUAUUGAAUGUGGCAGCGCAAUCUAUACUGGGCGCUUAGAACCGCCUCCAUACAAGCAAUAUGAGUAGAUAAUAGGCAUUCGGGAUAUUUUUAAUUCAGUAGUUACGUACUUUCGCGCGCGGGUGACGGUUCCAAUUUUGAAUAUCGAACGCGAUUUGUUGUGUGUUUUGUGGAGUGUGUUUGUGGUGAAGUUUUUUUUUAUUGGUUGUGAAGCAAGCCAUGUAAAAGCAACCAUGUCCUCGCAAGUGCUCCCCUACCGCCGCGAGUCCACCGAGGAGCUGAACAUCGAGGAGACCAGCCGCUCCAGCAGCCCUAAGAACAUGAAGUUCUACGAAGACAAGACCACCCUGAGCACGAAGAAGAGCUUCUGUAUUGACGCUCUGCUGUCCCCGGAGUCCAGUCUGCAGGAUAAAAUGACGCACCAGAAGUAUUUGGCGUUUAUUCAGAAUAAGAAUUAUAUUACUAGGUACCAAGACAACUACGACGCUCAAAUAGAACAGAACACGAUAAACAAGUUCCCCGAGAGCGGCUCCGGGCAGAGCAGUCCCCGCAGCGUCAGUCCAGGAUCUGAUGAUGGAAACCGGUCGGGGUCCUACAGCCCACCCAUCUCACCAGGCGUUGAGGGUGGCAAUGAGGAAUAUGAGAGCUAUAGACCAGGAAUAGUCCCCAAACCCGGGUUACUCCCGCAGCCGCCCGUGAUGGCGCAGUCCCCCCUCUUCAACUACCAGAUGCCGGGCCCCCUGCCCUCAGCCUUCCACCACCCUGGAGACAGGGUCCUGCAUCACAUGCAGCUCGAGUGGCUGGCCAGGACUGGCAUGUUCUACCACCGAAUACCAGAGCUUGGAGGAGCACCCCACGCAUUGCUCGGCAAGACUCGACGCCCGCGCACUGCCUUCACCUCCCAACAGCUGCUGGAGCUGGAGAAACAGUUCCGCAUGAACAAAUACCUGUCGCGGCCCAAGCGGUUCGAGGUCGCCACCAGCCUCAUGCUGACUGAGACACAGGUAUAUCUAUCGCUCUAUUACUCAGGCGCACCGCACGCUCUCCUCGGCAAGAUGAGAUGCCCACGCACUGCCUUCACCUCUCAACUGCUGCUGGAGCUGGAGAAACAGUUUCGCAUGAACAAGUACCUGUCGCGGCCCAAGCGGUUCGAGAUCGCCAACAGCCUCAUGCUAACUGAGACAGGUAUAUCUGUCUCUUUAUCACUCAGGCGCACCGCACGCUCUCCUCGGCAAGACGCGACGCCCACGCACUGCCUUCAGCUCCUAACAGCUGCUGGAGCUGGCACAACAGCUCCGCAUGAACAAGUACCUGUCGCGGCCCAAGCGGUUCGACGUCGCCAUCAGCCUCAUGCUAACUGAGACACAAGUAUAUCUGUCUCUCUAUCACUCAGGCGCACCGCACGCUCUCCUUUGCAAAACGCGACGCCCGCGCACCCUUCACCUCUCAACUGCUGCUGAAGCUACCGAAUAUAUUUUAAAACAUAUUUAAAACCGGGCUAACGCGAAUUUAUUUUGUUACCUUUAUUUCCGAGUUUUCCGACGUUUCAACGCAGGUUUCACUGAUGGUAAAUAAAUUCGCGAUAUACCCAGUUUUAACCUCUUGAACGCCAAGAACACCUAAAGUCAUAGUUACUAGUCGUGCCCACAGCGCCAAGGACAACUACCUAUAGGAAUCAUGGCGGACGCUGUCAAAGUAAUCUUUACACUUUCGAGUAAUGUUUAAUAUUAGCUCGCUUGCACCCGGUACCUUAGCGUUUAAGUGAUGUUUGUGUUUUAAACAUAAAGCGUUCAAAGGGUUAAAGAUCUUCGCACACUAUACCAAUUCCACACCAACUCAACUCACUUUUGGUUCACCUUAGUGGACGACGAGUGGACGACGCGUAGACCACCCGACAGUUCUAAAUUUUAAACAUUGUACUAUAGCUAUAGGACAUACAAGAUAAGGCUUUAAUUUCAAUAUUUAAUUUUGAGCCGAGUGGCUGUUGAGUUGUAACAAUGUGCUAAGACCUUAAAUAUGUUUUAAAAUGUGUUCAAAACGCAAAAGUGUUAAAUGUUAUAGAAUACCGAAUAGUUUCCAAAUAUUCGUUGGCAUCUCAAAUUUUACUCUGACAUUCGUUAAUUAUUUUAACAAAAUGAAAUGUAAUUCAUUUUAAUAGAAUUGUAGUUUCAAACCCAAGAUUAGUAGAGGACAUUUUGACUAAGUAUAAAGUUUCAUGACAGAACUAGGAUUACCAAAUGUAAAGUCACGACUAUAAAACCCCUUAGUAUAGUUUCACUCUCUCGAUUACAAAUGGGGGAUGGCAGUAAUGUAGUAAACACGCUUGCCGUCGGUUUGAGGGAUAAUCUCAGAGGGUCUCUACUGGUAUCAUAAUAAUAAAUGUGGCACUUGUCUUUUGCUUUCACUCGAAGUAUUUUGUAUUUUUUCAUCACACUUGCUCGAAAAAGAUCUUAUUUCAUGCCUAUUUUGUUCCCACUUGACAUAUUUUUAAUUUAUAAUAUUUGCAUGACUUAAUUGUAAUUCA
Molecule: messenger RNA, 2883 nt
Organism: Cydia pomonella (codling moth)
Lineage: Eukaryota; Metazoa; Arthropoda; Insecta; Lepidoptera; Tortricidae
Gene: exex
Product: pancreas/duodenum homeobox protein 1
Exons: 5
Coding region: 593-1720 (375 amino acids)
Biological process (GO): regulation of DNA-templated transcription; central nervous system development; spinal cord motor neuron cell fate specification
Cellular component (GO): nucleus
Molecular function (GO): sequence-specific double-stranded DNA binding; DNA-binding transcription factor activity, RNA polymerase II-specific
Source: RefSeq, a predicted model, not a curated record